This is a messenger RNA of Carlito syrichta (Philippine tarsier), 522 nucleotides long. RefSeq names its product protein S100-A11-like. Gene Ontology annotation, biological process: regulation of cell population proliferation. The record is from RefSeq and is a predicted model, not a curated record. Gene Ontology annotation, molecular function: calcium-dependent protein binding; calcium ion binding. NCBI's taxonomy places the organism in Eukaryota, Metazoa, Chordata, Mammalia, Primates, Tarsiidae. Gene Ontology annotation, cellular component: cytoplasm. The transcript has a single exon. Bases 49 to 363 code for a protein of 104 amino acids.
GUCUAGCCGCUCGCAGCCACGGCCUCCCGCGCCUCGCUCAGCUCCGACAUGGCAAAAAUCUCCAGCCCUACAGAGACCGAGCGGUGCAUCGAGUCCCUGAUUGCUGUCUUCCAGAAGUAUGCUGGAAAGGAUGGAAACAACUGCACUCUGUCCAAGAUGGAGUUCCGAAAUUUCAUGAAUACGGAACUGGCUGCCUUUACAAAGAAUCAGGACCCUGGUGUCCUUGACCGCAUGAUGAAGAAACUGGACAUCAACAGCGAUGGGCAGCUAGAUUUCCAAGAAUUUCUUAAUCUGAUUGGCGGCUUGGCUGUGGCUUGCCAUGACUCAUUUCUCAAGGCUGCCCAUGCCUCGAAGCGGAUCUGAGGACCCCUUGGACCUGGCCUCCAAACCCACCCCUUUCCUUCCAGCCUCUGUCAUCACCUCCUUCUCACAGCUCACACAUCCCCUGAGCCCAGCAUACCCGCCACCCCAUGCAAGCCCCUCUCGCGGGUAGUAAUAAAACAAUGUCACUUUUUUAAAACA